Mustela lutreola (European mink) is the source of this 1967-nucleotide messenger RNA. RefSeq names its product endothelin receptor type B (gene EDNRB). The record is from RefSeq and is a predicted model, not a curated record. The transcript has 8 exons. Bases 219 to 1550 code for a protein of 443 amino acids. Lineage: Eukaryota; Metazoa; Chordata; Mammalia; Carnivora; Mustelidae. Gene Ontology annotation, biological process: G protein-coupled receptor signaling pathway; enteric nervous system development; regulation of blood pressure. Gene Ontology annotation, cellular component: membrane. Gene Ontology annotation, molecular function: endothelin receptor activity.
GUCUGGCAUUCCCUCCGCGUUUCGUCAGAGCCAGACCCGCCCGCGGCUGAAGGGAGGCGUGCUCGCCCCCGGAGCGGAGGCGAGCUGCGAGCAGAGCUUCCAGGGAAGGAGGUCACCGCUGGUCGCUCUGCGCCUGGUGCUCCCGAUUCGAGAGACUCAAAACUGCAGACUCAAAGCUGCAGAGCAGCCACCGGACGCCCACUGGAGCAGGCAGCAACAUGCAGCUUCUGCUAAGCUGGGGCAGACGCGCCCUGGUGGCGUUGAUCCUCGCCUGCGGCGUGGCGGGGGUCCAAGGAGAAGAGCCAGGAUUCCCGCCAGCCGGGGCUACUCUGCCACUUCUGGGGCACGGAGAGAUAACGACGCCCCCCACUGAGGUUUCCUGGCCGAGGGGUUCCAACUCCAGCGCGCCGUGGUCCUCUGCAUCUCCGCAGAUGCAUAAAGCAGGGAGAACACCUGGAGCCCCUCGACGCGCCUUCUCCCCUCCCCCCUGCGAAAAAUCCUUUGAGAUCAAGGAGACUUUCAAGUAUAUCAACACGGUGGUGUCCUGUCUAGUGUUUGUGCUAGGCAUCAUCGGCAACUCCACACUGCUGAGAAUCAUUUACAAGAACAAGUGCAUGCGAAACGGCCCUAAUAUCUUGAUAGCCAGCUUGGCUCUGGGAGACCUGCUGCACAUCAUCAUUGACAUCCCCAUCACUGUCUACAAGCUGCUGGCGGAGGACUGGCCCUUCGGAGUUGAGAUGUGUAAGCUGGUGCCUUUCAUACAGAAGGCCUCCGUGGGCAUCACUGUGUUGAGUCUGUGUGCCCUAAGUAUUGACAGAUAUCGAGCCGUUGCCUCUUGGAGUCGAAUUAAAGGAAUCGGGGUUCCAAAAUGGACAGCAGUAGAAAUUGUUUUAAUUUGGGUGGUCUCUGUGGUUCUGGCUGUCCCUGAAGCCAUGGCUUUUGAUAUUAUAACCUUCGACUACAGAGGACGUUACCUGCGAACCUGCUUGCUUCUUCCUACUCAGAAAACAGCCUUCAUGCAGUUUUACAAGACAGCUAAAGAUUGGUGGCUGUUUAGUUUCUAUUUCUGCUUGCCACUGGCCAUCACUGCUUUUUUUUAUACCCUGAUGACCUGUGAAAUGUUGAGAAAGAAGAGUGGCAUGCAGAUUGCUCUAAAUGACCACUUAAAGCAGAGACGGGAAGUAGCCAAAACAGUCUUCUGCCUGGUCCUUGUCUUCGCCCUAUGCUGGCUUCCCCUUCAUCUCAGCAGGAUUUUGAAGCUCACUCUUUAUAACCCAAAUGAUCCUAAUAGAUGUGAGCUUUUGAGCUUUUUGUUGGUAUUGGACUACAUUGGCAUCAACAUGGCUUCCCUGAAUUCCUGCAUUAAUCCUAUAGCUCUGUAUUUGGUGAGCAAAAGAUUCAAAAACUGCUUUAAGUCGUGCUUGUGCUGCUGGUGCCAGUCAUUUGAAGAAAAACAGUCCUUGGAGGAAAAGCAGUCCUGCUUGAAGUUCAAAGCUAAUGAUCACGGAUAUGACAACUUCCGUUCCAGUAAUAAAUACAGCUCAUCUUAAAAAGAAGGCAUAUUCACUUAAUGCCACAUUCUCUCUUGUGGACAGAAGUCAUUAAAUCAAGGAGGUCUUUGCCAAAACAAAACAACCAUGCGCUUGCACAAAACAAUGUAAGAAUGAAAGAGUGAUUCUUCUCUUAACACUCACAGUGACACAUGACAUUCCAUGAGCUGUUUACAGCAGGCGAAGAAAAGCAGGGAGAAUUGGGAAAGCCUCAUCAUGAAAGCACUUAAUUUUUUACAGUCAGCACCCAGAGUAGCUCUUGAUAGCUUCCAGUAUAUUUUGCCCCACUUACCUUUAAGCUGAGCUCACUCUGCAUUCCUAUUAAAGAGGUUUAUUUUUUAAAUUAAUGUGAAUCUGAUAUAAAAGAAAAUGGUGUUUUUUAAAAUGGCAUUUUUAAAUAAAGUUUAAAUGACUCAA